AUGGAGGAUGCGGUCCGUCCAAAUGAGCAAGAAUUUAAGGCUAUGUACGAGAGAGGCUAUUGCACUUGGUUCAGUCUUUACGAGAUGACAAUUGUAGAUGCCAAAACCGGUCUUCCUUGGUGGGAUUGUCUAUUUCAGCUCGAGAAUGAAUUUCUCAACCACCCUUCUUUCCCAGGAAACGUUACAGUAGACGCGUCAUUUUCGAAUACUGUUAUUGCAACGGAGAAGGGGGUUGGAAUACUUCUAUUAAAAGCGAUAGAGGCCACAUCCUCUACUCACCCUGGCAUACAAAGCUUCACGGAAUAUCGCCCCCUUCCAGCUCAAUAUCGUGCGGCAUCAUUCGCUACUGCCUUGAGCUAUCUUUCUAGCUACUGCGAAUUCUACCAAGUGGCUGAGCAGAGCCAUGCUGCUUUAGCUGCAACAUUACUUCUCCCUGUAGCUAGAUUCGACAACAGAACGGUUCAGUUACCGACCCCUCGAGUUCGCCGUAAAGGUCGAUUCAACAAGGAGACGAUCUACAAGAUCCCGGUGUGGAGCGAGAAUCUCAACCAACUAGACAGGCUCCUUACACUAAGCUGCAACGCAGUAGGAACCAAGGCACUUCUAACCAGCGUCUUCUUUGAACCUGGUGUAGGAUGCAAUAUCUGCGGGGCAUGGUUACAAGGGACCUUCGCAUUUCUCGACUCGGAUAUUGUACAGGACCAGAAUAUCCUACUACGUGUCUUGAUAAAGCGAGAUCCUGGCCUGGGAUUUCUCUGGCUGGGUGCCUUUAUCAUCGGAGCACAGAAACGUUCCUUGCAAGAGGCUCGUCAGGCCUGGUGGAAAAUCGACCUUCAUGUAGCAGCAUGGACCGGAACGCUUAUGUCUUUUAUCCAAGAGCCUGUAUCAACACUGCCCCGUGGGAUAGAAGAAAUUUCGCGUGCUGACGAAUGUCGAUUAAUGUACUUGUCCCACGACCAAUACUACACUGUUCCCCCGCUCUUUCCAUUCGCUCCGUUCGGUUCUACAGCGAUGACAGACACUAAUAUCGACGUUCGUCAACAUGCUCGAUGUGAGACAAGUCACGGCCUCGAAUACGAAAGUGUAACCUGGCACUGUCGUGGUGGCCAGCGCUCGACUACCACCGUUCCUAGAAUUCCCUUACGCGCCAAGAAUGGGCAGGCAACAAAAGGCAAUAUCUCCAUCAAUUACGACAAUUUCGAUAACGAGGAUGAUGACUGUUCGGAAAUGGUGACUAGGAACAUUUUCACUUGGCUGCGCGAUGACGACGGCUUUCCUGUCGCGGAGAGGGUGAUUCGUGAACACGAGUGGAUAGACAAUUUGGACUCGGACGAUGACUGCCCGAUUACAGGCGACGCUCAAUCUACAGUUGGAGGCAAUCUGCAUGGAUGGCUGUUGAAGACAAUGACCAGACGGUCCAAUUCGCUCUAA
Molecule: messenger RNA, 1431 nt
Organism: Venustampulla echinocandica
Lineage: Eukaryota; Fungi; Ascomycota; Leotiomycetes; Helotiales; Pleuroascaceae
Exons: 2
Coding region: 1-1431 (476 amino acids)
Source: RefSeq, a predicted model, not a curated record